AUGGCAAGGAAGAACAAAGCAGCAGAUAAAGAUAAAGAUAAGGAAAGUGAGGCUAAAGCCACCGAAGGAUCCAAAACUGACAACAAGGAAAAAUUAGACCCCGUUCCAAAGAAGGAAAUCGAAGAAAACAGCGAUAAAGAAACAGAAACAGAGGAAGAUGUUAAAACUGAAGUGAAAAAAGAGUCUGAGAAAAAAAAGGAGUCUGAAAAGGCAAAGGAGGAGAAAAACAAAGAACAUCAAGCAACGACCACUGUCGCCCCUGAAACAUUUUUGACCACAGUUGUCCCUACUCCAGUAAUUGAGAAGCCUCCAUCAGGUACUAUUAAUACUAACAUAACUAUUUCGAUCGCCACAGUUAAUACGCUCAUUGAUUCGACGUUAAAGUUCUUUGUCGGUGGCCUACAUCCCAACACAGAUGAAGGCGAAUUGUCCGCCCACUUCGCCAAGUAUGGACAAAUCCUGGCCUCACAAGUCAUGAGGGAUAUGGCAACAGGAAGACACAGAGGGUUCGGUUUUGUAACCCUAAAGGUACAACCAAACACGAUGAGUGUCUUCAAAGAUACACACGUUGUUUCCGGAAAGAGGGUUGAUGUCAGGGCAAUGCAAACUGAUGUUGCUGCUAGCUUGAGGAAGAAGAUCUUUGUAGGAGGGUUAUCAAAAGCCCUCAACGAGGAAAUGCUCCAAGAGUACUUUUCCAAAUUUGGAGAGGUCGACAAAGUUACGAUUAUGCGUCAACUUGAUGGGACUUCGAGAGGAUUUGGGUUCAUAGUAUUCAUGACUGAGGAAGGAGCUACGGGGUCACUAAAGAACCCAACUCACUUUGUGUAUGGGAACAAGGUUGAUGUUAGAGCAGCAGAAACUAGACCAAAGACAACAUCCGCAGCCCCUGCGACUACAGUAUAUCCCUACGGAGUGGUACAGAGCCCUGCUGACAUGUACUCAGCCUCGCAAAUGUAUCGACCACAAGCUGCUUAUGACCCAUCUCAGUACGCAAACAUGACCCAGCAACAGAUGCUCCAACAGUACCCACAGUACCAACUCUUGCAGCAACAAAUGGUUCAACAACAAAUGGCAAUGGCAGGCACGUACGGAAACUACUACUCAACCUCAGGACAACAACCAACCUCAAAUCAAACUGCGUCCACUUCAACAAAUUCUUCAAAUCCUUACGCUGCAACCUCUGCCACAACCGCAAACCCCUACGCAACGGCCACUGCUUCCACAGCUAACCCAUACGCAGCUGCCGCAACAACUACAGCAAAUCCCUACGCUACUGCGUCCAAUAACACAACAAACCCUUACGCUGCUGCUGCUACUACAACAGCAAACCCCUAUGCAGCCGCAACCGCGUCUGCCAAUCCAUACGCCGCUGCCUCAGGUAUUCAAACUUUUCAUUUAGAUAAUUUAUUUACAUCAAAUCGGUUAAUCAAUAAUUUAGUAGCGUAUGGAGCAUACCGAGGAAAGGACCAGUCUGCCUAUCAGGCUGGUGCUACCCACACAGACGUUUCAUCUUCAAGGGCCUACAGACAGCACCCAUAUUGA
Molecule: messenger RNA, 1542 nt
Organism: Theileria annulata
Lineage: Eukaryota; Apicomplexa; Aconoidasida; Piroplasmida; Theileriidae
Product: RNA-binding protein, putative
Exons: 5
Coding region: 1-1542 (513 amino acids)
Molecular function (GO): RNA binding
Source: RefSeq, a predicted model, not a curated record